Photinus pyralis (common eastern firefly) is the source of this 1750-nucleotide messenger RNA. RefSeq lists its product as uncharacterized. Lineage: Eukaryota; Metazoa; Arthropoda; Insecta; Coleoptera; Lampyridae. The record is from RefSeq and is a predicted model, not a curated record. The transcript has 3 exons. Bases 918 to 1409 code for a protein of 163 amino acids.
CGUAUAUAAGAGCCCUUGUCUCUACGAUGUGGACAUUAUAUAUAUACUCACGACGAUGUUUACUGUAACGGUAGGUGCAGUUUGAAUGUAUUUUAUGUAAACAAUUUUUGGAAUGAUGACAAGUUUAUUUUAAAAGCAAAAAUCAAUCUAUUUGUCUACAUUACCAAUUGAAACAGUAAUUCGCGGACAAGGAUUUUUUUUACUAUAUUACUCGACAGCUGCACCCUCCAAAUAGGAACUAUGGACAUAUUUAUUUGUCUUUAAAAUAGAUAACCCAAUUGACAAAUAUUUAUAUCUUCCGCUAAAGCUUGUAUAUAAGAAAAUUCACAAACUAGCUUUUUAUAAAUUAUUUGUCAAUGGGAAUUGAAGUUAGUAAACCCCAUGAGGCUCAAUACUGAUCUUGAAGUAAUAAAAGAAAAUACCUUUGCUGAAAGGGUACUCAGGUCAAGCUCUUUUUCAUUAGCGAAGCCAUGUUGUGAGUAUGCAUCUCAUAUGUAAAUUCUUUUGACCAUCACAUUGGGAUGGUCAAAGAAGGAGCUUAUUGUGAGUUUGCUAACGUGCUCUAGAAGCACCUAUAACUGCCAUAGAACUCAAGACUGGCUCAUACUCAUGUCAAAUCUUAUUGUGAAAGACUUUUUUAGAAAUAUAAUUAUUAUAAAAAAAUGUGUUUCAUUUGACAUGGAGCACAGACUCGUAUCCUUUCAGCAAAAUGGCUCUGUUAUUACCAUAAGUGUUUUUUGAACUGUUUUUGCAUGUUGCAUGUUUGCUUUGAGGUUUUGGAGUCUGUGCUUUCAUUUUGCUCUACUCUCCUACCUUAAUUUUACGUACAAAGUCGAGUUACCUACUUCUUUCUUUUAUACACACUACUGAGCCUUUGCUGCAUUAAAGACUUACUUGACGGUCAAGUAUAACGUUUAAUGUAUUUAGGUUCACGUCAUCAAACACCUGACACUAGCGAUGAACGCAUAAGAGAUUUGCCUCCCCGACAGUUUGGUCCUCCAAGAGGUCAUCAAAGACCGGGACUUAGACGUGAUAAUCGUAAGGACGAUAGGCGUAGAACUACCGAUGAAGAAGAUACAGUGUUGGAUAGUCAAGAAGUUUCUAGUGUAGAUCGCGACUCCGUGUCCAGUGCAGAAGCUAUGUCUUCGACAGGUAGCCGGAGCAAUCGUAGACGUAGACGUCAAACAAGGCAGCGUAGUCGUACUCCUUCGGUAUUUGCUAAUGACAACCCUGUUAACAAUGGUCAUCCUGCGGGAGGUUCAGGAGAUCAGCAAACAAACAUACCUCCAAUGCCGGGCACAGAAUCAAAACAACAGCAACCUAAAACACGGCCGAACAAACCACCGCCGGCGUCUCGUCGUAACGAUCCUAAACCUAAGGAAACACUCGUAAAUGGUACAACUGCUUAAAGUUGCUACGUACUGUGCCAAAGUAUUAUGAAGGUUGUAUUACUAAUUACCAGUGUGUGCUUCAAAUGUAAGCAGGAACUUCAUAAAAUAAGUUCUCCCCCCCCCCCCCCCUCAUCUUGUUGAUGUUGUGUUUCAUAUCCUUUCUUCAGCAUAGUAUAAUAAAUAGAGGGCGGACGGCUGCCCUGCUCCUGGCCGAAACAAAGUGACUGUUGGGUUCUGUGAACCAUGAGUCCACCAUGUUGGUUUAGACUGUUUUUGAUGUGUGUGGCUUAAAUUGCGCAUCUUCUCAUUAUUCAAACAGAAGCGGAUACUGUUUUAUUUCAUAAAUAAUGUGUGGUUUA